GUCAGCCUCUGUUCCACAAGACUUUUUGAAUAUACUCUUUGCUGGAAUCUUUGAAGGUUACACGUUUCUAACAUGUGGCUCCCUCUGCUGGUGGUUGUGUCAUUGCUGAUCCUCCUCUUCAGAUGGCACAGACAGAGUCAGAUCCUACAGAAUCUCACAGAUAAAUAUGUUCUGAUCACUGGAUGUGAUACAGGAUUUGGGAACCUGCUGGCGAAGCAGUUGGAUCGGCGAGGGAUGAUAGUGUUGGCAGCUUGUCUGACAGAGAAAGGGGCCGAAGAUCUAAAGGAGGAGGCUUCCAGCAGACUGCAGACGGUCAUCCUGGAUGUAACUGAUAUUCAGAGUGUAAGCUCUGCUGCCAAGUGGGCUGCUAGUAUUGUAGAAGAUAAAGGACUAUGGGGCCUAGUGAAUAAUGCAGGGAUCGGAUCUCCAAUGUCUCCCAAUGAAUGGCAAAAAAAGGAAGACUUUGCUAAAAUGCUGGAUAUAAACUUGAUGGGUUUAAUCGAUGUAACACUGAAUUUCCUGCCAAUGAUCAGAAAAGCUCAAGGACGCAUUGUUAAUGUUUCUAGCGCUAUUGGAAGAAUAGUGGUAGUUGGUGGAGCAUACUGCAUCUCAAAAUCUGCUGUAGAAGCAUUCUCCGAUAGCAUACGAAGGGAAAUGCGUGAUUUUGGGGUCAAAGUUUCCAUCAUAGAACCUGGUUGUUUCAAAACUAGAAUUGUUGCAGUUGGGCCACAUUUAAAGGCCCUGCAUCAAUUAUGGGAGAAUACCAGUGCAGAGAUAAAGGAGUCAUAUGGAGAACAGUAUUUCCAGCAAUAUGCUGAGAAUUUAGAAUUACUAAUGGGCUGUGCCAAUCCUAAAUUGACUGGAGUCACAGACUGCAUGGAACAUGCUCUCACUGCCGUUUACCCCUGGACACGAUACUCCCCUGGCUGGGAUUGCAAGUUCUACUACAUUCCUGUAUCUUACCUUCCCACAGUCCUCUCUGACUAUUUAUUAUGCCGCUCUGCACCCAAACCAGCUCGUGGGAUAAUGUAACCAUUCACUUAGAUUUGUAACACUGCGUGGAUAUAAAAAAUGAUGAGUAAAACUUUAAAUAUAUUACAAUUCUUACUUUGCAAC
Molecule: messenger RNA, 1116 nt
Organism: Pelobates fuscus (common spadefoot toad)
Lineage: Eukaryota; Metazoa; Chordata; Amphibia; Anura; Pelobatidae
Product: retinol dehydrogenase 7-like
Exons: 5
Coding region: 73-1032 (319 amino acids)
Biological process (GO): retinol metabolic process; steroid metabolic process
Cellular component (GO): intracellular membrane-bounded organelle
Molecular function (GO): all-trans-retinol dehydrogenase (NAD+) activity
Source: RefSeq, a predicted model, not a curated record